Molecule: messenger RNA, 4716 nt
Organism: Babesia ovata
Lineage: Eukaryota; Apicomplexa; Aconoidasida; Piroplasmida; Babesiidae
Product: Ribosome-binding protein 1
Exons: 1
Coding region: 1-4716 (1571 amino acids)
Source: RefSeq, a predicted model, not a curated record
AUGGAGGGGCACGGUAUUCCGCUUGGCACUCUUAAGGAGUGUCUGCAGUUCUUGAUGUGGUUAAAUAGUGAUAGUGGUAUGCAGGAUAAGGUGGCCCAAAAUCUGGAAAAACGUAUUGAUAAGUAUUUUAAACCGCCCAAAUUCACAUUAAAUAACGUUAAAUCCGCACUGUCCAAAUUCCUUGAGAACGCGUUUGGGUUUUAUACGAGGCUAUGCAACAAUCCGCAGCCUUGGGCACAUGGAAGGGAAAGCGCAGAACAAAUAUGCAACGCCCUACUAGAGUGUACGCCCAAGUUCCUAGCCGUUAUGUACUUUUUGUGGUACAAUGUGGAUCCGGGUUUCGAGAAGCUUCAUGGCGGUGGUUGGAAGAAGGACUGGCCUGGGUACGGUGAGCGAUCUUGGCAUGGUGAUUGGGGCGGUGAUCUCGACAAGUAUCUCUAUGCGAUACCCGGCGACGCAAAGUACAACUCACGCACCGGCGUCAUACCCGGAGGCUUCACGUCUGAAGAUAAGGUUAUAUAUAACGCAACUUUGUUGGACAGAGGCUAUCCCCAAGGUUAUAGCAUGGCUGGGGACCUACAAAAGAUCGUGGACAAAGGAAAAUAUAAUUAUUUCCGCAGCGUGUUUGUGAGCUCCGUUAUUGGAGAAUCGGCCAAGCGUCCAGAGAACGCCGCGAAUUCUCUUGUGUUGGCGAGAACCUUUUGCGAUAUUGUUCUUGGGGAGACAGGUACAGAUGGCGGCACAUUAAUAACGAAAUUGGAAGAAGGCCUUAAUAAGAUAGUCACAAAAAAAACCAUCUGCUGGAAAGACUUAAAAGCCCACUGCGCUCAGCUUAAGAAAAAACUCCACACGCUUUUCAACGAGCCGAAACGAUUUGACUUCACAGGCCAGGCGACGGGACUUAGCGACCUUAAUAAAGAGGCGCUUGCAGGGAAGGCAGCGGAUUGGCUUAGACAAAAUCUCACUCUAGUGCGGGGGAAAUUGGAUAAAAUUAAGACAGAUGACAUUGCCGUCACCAACCCCAAUGAUAAAAACCUUGGUGAAUAUUUCACCAAAAACUUCUUCCCCUACGGAUUCACAUUUGGGAAAGAAAGGCAUAGUAUUAGGCAAAAGGAUCUGAAGGAUUUGAUGAGGGAUUGGAGCACUGUAAUCGGUGAGCUUAAGCAACGGACUGGCAGCGAUUUGGAGAGACUUAGAGAGAUUUUGAAUGGUGACAAAAAAGAACAGUGUAAAGAGCCUCCGCCUACCAAGGUGCCCGAAGCCCCCAAGGAAGUUGUGCCGGAGAAGAAAGUUCCCGUUCCAAAAAGACCCGAGGGAGCACAGAACCAGGGCAAGAAAGCGGAGAGUUCUCCAACUCCCAAUAAUGGCCAAAGUGAGGGAAGUUCUCCAACUUCACCAGGUGGAGAUGCUGUCUCACAUCCGCCUUCCGGUGAUCAAGGAGCUUCAGGCCCGCGAGGGCCUACGAUGUUUCCUCAGGUUCCAGGUUCACCAGUUCAAAAUACUGAUCAGACUCAACAGGCUCCACCUCAACCCCCGCCAGCUCCUCCCCCUCUUCCUGGCCGCCCUGGCUCCCCUAGUCCGCCGGGUGUCCAGGAUCCGGGCUCAACAUCCGGUCAUCCUCCAGUUCAACAGCCUAUUCUCCCUCCAGUCACUGUGCUUACUCUGCCUACGAGUGUUUCCACUUCAAGCUCCGCACCGCCUGGUGGUGGAGGGGCUGUGCAAAAUGCCGAUCAAGAUGCCAGACAAAGUACCGAUCAAACUUCAAGCGGCGUCGCUAAUACGUCGGAUGGCACGGCGGCUGGUGGAGGUGGAGGGGGUGGGGGGUCAGGAGGGACGGAUGCGGAAGCAGAUUGCAAUAGACAGUUAAGAGCGGAAUGCAAGGAAAUAAUAAAUAAGCUUGAAACAGAGUAUGUCUCGAAAAAGGAAAUAAGAUAUAAAGAUGCGGAGAAGUGGAAAAACAAAUGGGAUCAAGCAGAAGAGCAAAAACGGAAGGAUGCAGACGAACGUCAGAAACUGGAGGAAGCGGAACUCAAAAAGGUAAAGGAAUGGUCCGCAUCAUCUCUUAACGGUUUAAGUAUUGAUGAAAGCCGACAACCCAGUCAGUUUCCAUGGUUCUAUUAUGAUCCGUAUGCUUCACCUGUGGACGGCGUGCCGCUGCGGCAUGAAUCUCCGAGGGAGAGAUACAAAAUGGAAUACCGUAAGAAGCAUGCGAAAGACCUAGCUAAAUAUUAUAGCGCAAUUAAACAACGCACAGCGGCGGAGAAGAACAAACUGGAAACGGAAUUGAACGAUCAACAUACGCAAAAUGCGGCGGCAGAAUGGCAGGAAAAGCAGAAAAUACAAUUUCUGCGAGGUAUUCAAGAGGAUAUUGAAAAUCAAGCUAGAAGUAACAGUGCGGUUGCAGCAUUUAUGUCAGGCACUCCAAUUCCAUCUCCAUUUCCUGUGGAUGGGAGAGCUGUGAAAGGUGACUCAGCGAGUAAUGACGAUUGGGAACAAAAGUCGGAUGAACAAUUGAAAGAACGACAACGGAAAUUAUUACUAAAUGAGAUGCGGUUUGAUAAUCUGCAUGGUGAUGAUAUACAAUAUAAAGCGCGUAUACCUUUUGUGAAGCGGGAGCCGUCUGCGUUCGACGGCAGUGUAGUCAUAGAUACGUCCCGAAACAGUUCGUCCUAUGAGAAGUUGUAUGUAGACGGCCGAAAUGAAGUCAAUAGGCGAUUUAAAGAGGCAAAAAAGAAACAGGAUAAACAAGAAUCAACAUUAAGAGCAGUUUCACAAAAGGCUCUACUUAAAGACACUUUUAGAGGCGGCGACGUAUAUAUCUCUCGUCCACAGCCUACUCCGCCUGAUCCAGUGGACGACCUCACUGAUCUCACCGACCUCCGCAUCUCCACCUGGAAGGUUUCGCAGUCCCCGGCCCUGUCGGACCCCCUUGAUCCCGAACACGCCCAGAAUUUUGAUAAUGUAGGCGAUGAAAUACCUUUGGAGAUUAAGCAUAAAAUUGUCGAUGUUACAGUCGACGAUCCUUAUUCAGUUCCGCCAUCCAAGGCCCCGCACGUCGCAACUCCGGUUACCCUCGCCGUAUUCCCUGGCCAAUCUCCGGAUGAUCUCAAUAGUAACUUCUGCAGCAACCGCUGGUACGUCCCCGAUGCCUCCUCCACUACCGUCACCCAAACUCCCUCCCCCCUCCCAGCCUCGGACCUUUUGCCCCCUCCCAAGACCGUCAGGGAGAUGCUCCACUGGCUGGUCGGCCUGAAUGAAUCGGGGUAUAUUCCUUUCAUCGAGGACCAUCUUAAGAGCAUUUUGACGGAAUAUAACAAGGAUGUCUCACAGCCUUCAGAUGCCCUCCAGGUCACUGAGAAACCAUACAACCUGGACGCUACCCAUGUCUCCAACACCCUGACCGAGGCAUGUCACUACGCUGCAAACUUUCUCUACAAGAUUAAACACAAUGGCAAUUCAAAAACUGUUUCAGUCCCUGAUUUCAGCUCAGAAUAUUCGAAGCUUCAUUAUUCCGUCGACCCCGCCCGCCUCCUCUGCCAGCUGCGGGACUGCGUCUACGCCUGCCACCACCAGUUGGCGUUCCUGAAGUCGCAGUGUUCUCGGAACACCAAGGACGGCGGUUGGCAGGAUUGUAAUUUUGGCAGGAAUGUAUCAUCCCCCAACUCCCCUCUCCAGGCCUUCCUGACCGAUGCCCCCGACUCCAAGUUCGAGACUCACCGCUUCGACCCGUGUGACAUCUGCCUCAAGAGCCGUAUCAACAUGGGAUUCAAGCACGGUGAUUUGCCUGUAUCUCAGCAAACUGGCAACAUACUCAACGACAUCCUCACUCCCACUUGCGGCGGCGAGGAUCCCUUGCUGACAUUGACCUCUUACCUCACCUGCAUCACCAGGCGGACGCCGCGCACCACCGGGGAGCUUGUCUCCUUCUUCCACAAUUUCGGGAAUGAGCUGCAUCAAUCAUCUCCACUGGGCUCCGCCCUCUCCAAGUCACAUGGCCACUGCCCCAACUGGGACUGCCUUGCUGAGGAAGAUCUACAAGUCAUCGAGGACCUCCGAGGCUCCGCCCCUCCCAUCUCCAUCCACGACCAAUGCCAUCCCAAGACACUGUCCACACUGCUUGGCUGUGGCAUCGAUAACGUCAACUGCCCACAACUGAUGAAGCCCAUCACCUACCGGGCCUACGCCCUGUACUCUUCCAGCUUCGUACACCACUACCUCAGCUGGGUGGUGCAUCUGACCGACAGGCUGUGGGAGUCACUGCAUCGGUUGCAUCAAGAUCUCGAGGAUCUUCAAUGUCACGCCGCCAAGCCCAAGCCCCUCCACCAGUGUGACAAGGCGCUGCCCCUCCUCUACACUCACGGCCUCACCCCGCCGGACGGGACACUGCAGCCUUCACUCACGUGUUCACAGUUCAUCGCCAAGUUGGAGGCAGUGGUCUCCGGAAAGCCUAUCGCAAGCCUCAUGACCGCCAUGGACACAUUCCUCUACCGCAUCCGUGCCCCCUUCCUCUUCACCCUGUUCACACUCUGGCUCACCGCCACGCUCUACAUCGCCCACUCACUACUCUACCGCAUGGACGUCCUGCGCCUCCGCUCGCACCUCCUCACCACCAGGGCCUCACACCUCAUCGACGUCAAGGCGCUGCUCGCAGGAAGCCGCAGGAUGCUCUCACUCUACCGUGACGUCGACUACUUCGACGACGACUUUCACUCAUGA